Molecule: messenger RNA, 2313 nt
Organism: Symbiodinium pilosum
Lineage: Eukaryota; Dinophyceae; Suessiales; Symbiodiniaceae
Source: the annotation of a GenBank genome assembly
AUGACUAUGCUCAAGGACACUGUGCGGAUGCAGGCCUACCGCGACGCCAUCCAGAUGAAUGCCAAAGAUUUUCGAGACAAGGUGGUGCUGGACAUCGGCUGUGGCACAGGCGUGCUGGCCAUCUUUGCUGCAAAGGCUGGAGCGAGGAAGGUCUAUGCUGUGGAGGCCUCUGACAUGGCGAGCUGCGCGAAGGAGGUGGUCUCGGCCAACGGACUCGCCGAGGUCGUGGAAGUCAUCCGAGGCAUGGCCGAAUCUGUGGAACUGCCGGAGAAGGUUGACAUGAUCAUCUCAGAGUGGAUGGGCAACUUCCUCUUCAAGGAGUCCAUGUUGGACACGGUGCUGAUGGCCAGGGAUCGUUUCCUGAAGCCAGGCAAGACCGCCUUGUGGGGCUGGAAAUUGGAAGGAAAAGUGGUCCUGACAGGAGGCUCGCUCUUCCCCUCGCAUGCUCGGCUUUUCCUGGCCCCAUGCGCCCACAGCUCUUUUGCGGAGCGGUGGCAAGACUAUGUGGAUGAGCUCUGGGUGUCCCGGCAUGGAGUUGGAGCAUGGCAUAGCUUCGUGGAGUACAUGCAAGUUAGCUUCGGCUUGAAUUAUGGCAGCCUGGCAAAGCAGCACGAGGAGCAGGUGGGAUCCAGCUUGUCCUCCCAGCUGUCAGAAGCGACCAUGAGUAGCUAUGAAGGGGCAGCUAAGGAGAUCAAUCUGCCCAUCACCCAGGAUGGGUUGGUGGACUUUGUGGGUUCUUCGACAUUGCAUUCCGCGGAUCCGCACAGAAUCCUGCAGAAGUACCGGGGUGUAGUGGAGCUGACCCUGCAGGCAACUCACUGGGGGCAGCAGCUCUUCGGCUUCUUCCCAGAGUCUGUGGACCUCUUCGGCCCGCCAGCCCAAUUGGGACUCGCCGCGCUGAAAGGCGACGAGUUGCGCGGCGUCUCGACCAAGAUUUUCCAAGUGCCCAUGCAGGAUCAUACACGAAAAGCCUACACUCGGCUGUGCUUUGCAGAAGAAGGCUCGUUCAAGCAAAAGAAGGAAAGUUUCACUGCUCAGGUUGAGCUGAACCACACCUCCGGUCUCCUGGGCUGCUACCACGAAGCUUGGAGUGAUGACUCCUGGUAUGUCCGGACUUUGGCAACAGAGCUGCUCCACGAGCUUGGCCCACUUGGCGCAGACAAGAGCCAGGCAGUCCUGGCCAAGGCGCUGCACAACUUGGAUCAAGAAGUGCGAAAGAAUGCAGCCUUGGCCCUCGGCAAGCAGGGGAAGGUUGCUUCGAAGCACGCCAAUGCCUUGUGCACACGGAUGCUGGGAAACCGCCCUGGAGUUCACAGUGACGACCCAGACGCUGACCUGAGUGAACGGCUGGAUGUCCGGAAAGCAUGCAUGUGGGCACUUGGGCAGCUGGAGCCACAAGCCGUGAUGCCGCACAUCCACAACUUGGAUGAUGGGCUCUUCCACCGGAAUGCCGGGUACCGACUUGUGGCGACGCAAGCCCUUGCCAACCUGGGACCGCAGGCUGUGCACACGCGCAAGGACCACUUGCUAGUGAUGGAGUCUACUGACCGCGACGAUGAUGCUUUGAAAGGACGGAGUGAAAAGAUGUCGGUGAGCCCCAAGCACUUUGUUCUGAAAACGCCAAUGGAAGGGCCGUGGCCAGCAAAUAUGAAGGUGUGUGUCCUCGCAAACGGAUGCUUCUGGGGCUCAGAGAAGGGCUUCUGGCGCUUGCCAGGUGGAGGCAUCCAUGCCACUGCAGUAGGCUACGCUGCGGGCAAGACCCCCAACCCUACCUAUGAGGAGUGCUGCAGUGGACAGACAGGGCACACGGAGGCGGUCCAGGUUGUUUACGACCCGGAAAAGAUCAGCCUGGUGGACAUUUUGCGCUGGUUCUGGGAAUCCCACGAUCCAACCCAGGGCAAUCGGCAAGGGAAUGACCGUGGCACCCAGUACAGAAGCGCGCUGAUUUAUUUUGACAGCGACCAGGAGCAGUUGAUACGCGCAAGCAAAGAAGCUUAUGAGAAGGCUCUAAGAACAGCGAAGCGAGGCUUGAGUUCCAACAUCACCACUGAAAUCGUGGCAGCAUCAAGCUUUGAGCAGCCCUUCUUCUAUGCCGAGGACUAUCAUCAGCAGUACUUGGCGAAGCCUGGCGCAAGGCCAUACUGCAGCGCACAGCCUUUGCAGGUCUCCCUGCCACCGUUCGAGGAGUGGGCGCCGUCACCAGAACUACUCAAGCUGCACGCGCCCAAACUAUCCGAGGACUUCUGGAAGCAGCAUGCUCCCAAGCCUCACUGUGUCAUCCGCUCCCCUCAUGAGCCGAUUUCCUGGCCGUGA